This is a messenger RNA of Argentina anserina (silverweed cinquefoil), 1908 nucleotides long. RefSeq lists its product as uncharacterized. The record is from RefSeq and is a predicted model, not a curated record. NCBI's taxonomy places the organism in Eukaryota, Viridiplantae, Streptophyta, Magnoliopsida, Rosales, Rosaceae. Gene Ontology annotation, cellular component: catalytic step 2 spliceosome. Gene Ontology annotation, molecular function: protein binding; RNA binding.
AUGGCAGCAAAUGGAGGGUGGAAACUUCACCAAAUGGAUGUUAAAAAUGCAUUUUUACAUGGGAUUUUGAAUGAAGAGGUUUAUAUGACUCAGCCACAAGGUUUUGAAAGCUCAACUUGUCCAUCCUCGUAUGUCUGCAAGUUACAUAAAUCUCUUUAUGGUCUUAAGCAAGCUCCAAGAGUUUGGAAUGGCAGGUUCACCAAUUUUCUUCCUUCUAUUGGCUUUAAGUUCUCUUAUGUUGAUCCACCUUUAUUUGUCAAGAUUUCUGGACCAUCCAAGGUUUAUCUUCUUCUCUAUGUGGAUGAUAUAAUCAUCAUUGGAAAUAGUGAAACUCUCAUUAUAGAAGUAAAGGCUGCACUUCAAUCAAAAUUUGAUAUGAAGGAUCUUGAAGACCUGCAUUUCUUCUUGGGGUUAGAAAUUAAAUAUCUUUAUGAUGGUCUUUUUAUAUCUCAACAUAAAUAUGCAAAAGAUCUCAUUCAUAAGGCUGGUAUGGAUGACUGUCACUCACAUAUAACUCCAUCUCAAUCAGGAGUUAAGUUACGAAAAGAUGUUGGUGUUCCUCUUGCAAAUUCUGAUGUUUCUCAUUUUAGAAGUUUGGUUGGUUGUCUUCAAUACCUUACCUUCACUCAUCCUGACAUUGCAUAUAGUGUUCAUUCUAUAUGUCAAUUCCUUCAUUGUCCUACUGAAGAUCAUUUGAUAGCAGCUAAACGGAUUAUCAGAUAUGUUAAAGGCACUAUGCAUUAUGAAAUUAAGUUCAAGAGGGGUGAUUUUCAGUCUCAUGCAUUUACUCUUCAAGCCCACAUUCAUGCAUUCUGUGAUGCUGACUGGGCAGGAGAUCCAAAUGACCGGAAAUCAACUACAUGUUUUGUCAUUCUUCUCAAAACUCUCCAAUCUCAUGGUGUAAAAAAGUCAAGGCUGGUACUCUCAAUGUCUGUUGGUCCUGGGCCAAUGAAUUUGUCUACAUAUACUGCUUGCCCUGCACUUGUACCUAAUGGAAAACAAAGGACUUCAAGUUUGGAGGCACCAAUUAUGCUGUUGACUGGUCACCAAAGUGUUAUAUAUGCAAUGAAAUUUAACCCUGUUGGAACAGUCGUAGCAUCGGGUUCUCAUGACAGGGAAAUUUUCUUAUGGAAUGUUCAUGAAUGUGAAAACUUCAUGGUUUUUAAGGGGCACAAGAAUGUUGUGUUGGAUCUUCACUGGACAACUGAUGGGUCUCAAAUAGUAUCAGCCAGUCCAAACAAAAGUGGGGCAUGGGGUGUUGAAACAGGAAAAAGAAUUAAAAAGGUGAUAGAACAUUAUUCAUUUGUAAAUUCUUGUCAUCCUGCUCGGAGAGGACAACCUCUUGUUGUCAACAGAUCUGAUGAUGGAACUACCAAACUAUGGGAUAUGCGUGUGACGGGCGCCAUCCAAACAUACCAACUAACAACUGUCAGCUUCUCAGAUGCAUCAGAUAAGAUCUUUACUAGAGGUAUCGACAAUGAUAUUAAGGUUUGGGACUUGCAGAAGGCUGAGGUACUAAUGACACUUCAAGGACAUCAAGAUAUGAUAACAGGCAUGUCAUUGAGUCAUGAUGGCUCUUAUCUUCUGACUAAUGGAAUGGACUACAAGCUAUGCAUUUAGGAUAUGCGCCCGUAUGCACCACAAAAUCGUGGUGUGAAGAUAGGAACUAUGGAAGGGCAUCAACACAACUUUAAAAAGAAUUAGUUAAAAUGCAGCUGGUCACCUGAUGGAAGCAAGGUCACGAGUACGAACGGCAGUUCUCAUAGGAUGGUCUACAUAUGGGGUACUACUUCUCAACACAUCUUGUUUAUGCUGCCAUGCCACACUAGAUCUGUUAAUGAGUCUGUAUGCCACCCCACCGAGCCCAUCAUUGGAUCUUGCAGUAGUGAUAAGUAUAUAUAUAACUAG